ACUCGCACUGCUAAUGAAAAAUACUUCAACAACAACAAACGCCGAGAAUGAGUUUUUGGUCAGCUCGAGACGUUCGGUGUAUAGUAAUUUGUAUAGUAAUCAAACCAUCCUUAGUGAUUUAGUUUAAUACUCGUUUAGUCACAUUACAAUACCUAAUUUUAAGCAAUGGCGAAAGAAGCAGAAGUUAUAGACUUGGACUCGGACGAAGAUGUGAAAGACGUGAAAGACGUGAAGGAGAGGAGAAAACCGGGCAAUGUCAAUUGUAUCAAUUUUAAAUGUACCUCGGGCGAGAGUAUGAAACCCGCGCCGUCGUUUGCCUGUUCGUUUUAUUCUGUUAACAUGACGAAGAAGAAGAAACGUUUCAUCUGUCAAGUUUGUCUGGACGAUGCCUUGGAUCACCAGGAUAUACUCGUUACCGCUGUGUUGGAGCACAAACCACUGCUCCAAUGCGAAUUUCCAGAUCAUACAAUGGAAGUUGAGAUUUCCGACAGCGAUGAGUCUGAUAAUGAAACAAAGAACGACCAGGAUAACUAUGUAUUAGAAGAUGUCUUGGCUGAAUUUGAGAGAAAAGUCGAUAUUUCCUUAGGAGAUGUGAUGAAAAAGUAUGACAUAAAUUAUCAGGUAGAAGAGGCUACUAAAGCACUGAAAGCUGAAUGGGAUGGUGUUGACGCAAGCCACAAAGAAUUGGAUGCAACCAUCAAUCAGACCAUGCUUAAAUUGGAUAAAAUACGUUCCACACUCUAUUAUGAAUUCAAGCCAAAUAUCCAAAUGCUUGAAGAAUUGAAAAUAGAAGAUUCUAUAGGGCAUAUCAACUAUCCUGCAGUAGCAACAAAGAAAGUCACUCAAGUUCGACCACCAGUUAACAAAACACAGCCACAAGACAAUCAACCAGAAAUCUUGCAAGAAGUGGAAAGAGACAAUCGUUUAAUUCAAUCUAUGGACCUACCACCUUCAGGACAUUUGAUUAAACCAGUUCCAGAAGUAGAUGACUAUGUGUUCACAAUGAAACAUCCUCUGUUUCCAUGGAUCAAAGGAAAAGUUCAAAGUAUCAUUUCCAAAAAUCCAAUGCAAUAUCGUGUUAAACUAUUGCAAAAGAAGUAUGCUGGUCAGGUAAAAACACUGACCGGCAAACAAAUGGCUUCCAGCACCCCCAGUCCAGUAAUCAUUCCAGUUACCACGCGAGUGGUUGCUAUUUUCCAAGAUAGCUAUUCCAGCAACUACUACAGUGGUGUAAUCGCUGAGCCUCCGAAAUCCACAAACAAAUAUAGAUAUCUCGUUUUCUUCGACGACGGUUACGCGCAGUACGUCAAGCACAAGCACAUAUUCCUAGUCUGUGAAAGUUCACCCCGCGUGUGGGAGGACAUACCCAUGGAGUCUCGUGACUUUGUCAAAAAAUACAUGGAUUCCUAUCCAGAGAGACCUAUGGUGAAGCUGCAACGUGGUCAGGUCGUCAAGACCGAGUGGAACGGAAAGUGGUGGAUAGCGCGAGUCAGGGAAGUUGACGCCAGUUUAGUCCAGAUGCAUUUCGAUGCGGAUAACAGGACAGAGUGGAUUUACAGAGGUUCAGCGAGGCUGGGUCCGCUGUACCUGGAGUUGAUGAAAGCCAAUUUGAGACAGCAAGGUUGUCAUUCGUCUAUCAAUACGCCGAGUCGCCACCGUGGUGUUUCAGCGAUGAACAAAAAUGGUCCAUACGUCGAAUACACGUCGACCGCCACAGACGAAAGAGAUGCGAUACUAUCCAAGGACAAGCAGUCAGUCAUAGUACCUGAUACUCCUCAGACAGGAACUAUAGCUCCUCCAACGCAAAGCAGAGCCGUAGCCAAAAAAAGUACUGUCAAGAGACCCGUUGUGCCCGAAUCGUCGACGAUACCGACGACGUCGACGACUUCCUCCUAUCACGGCAUGCCAACUGCUAUGGAGACCAAGUCUUCCCACAGUAUCGUCUACUACCAAACCCAAAACAAAAUCCAGACAAAGAAGUUCGUGCCUCACAAAUGUGGUCCCAAGUGCGUGGAAAGUAUCUCCUUUACACCAGAUGAUCUUCGUGGCUACUCGCCGCUAUCUAUCCCGCUGCUCUGCGGGUGGAACCGGCAGCUUUGCAAAUUUCCAAAAGCCAAGAAAGUCAUCCUGUACCAGGCACCCUGUGGAGUGCGUCUUCGAAAUAUGGAGGAGCUGCAUCGCUAUCUUCGUAUGACCAACUGUCCCAUGUCUGUCGACCUCUUCGAGUUCGACUUCUGGGUCCAUUGUCUGGCAGAGUUUGUCCUCGACAAGUGUUUUGUUAAUAUCAAGGACUUGAGUUACGGAGUGGAGAACGUACCGAUACCCUGCGUGAACGAAAUAGAUCACGCUUAUCCAGAUACCAUAAAGUAUACAACGCAACGCGAACCGACGGAGGACGUUUAUAUGAACUUGGAUCCAGAUUUCCUUUGCAGCUGUGAUUGCGAAGAUGACUGCCAAGACAAAAACAAAUGUCAGUGUUGGCAGUUGACGAUCCAAGGCGCGACUCUCGGUGGCCGAGUUCCAAAUGCCGCUGUCGGAUACGUGUACAAGAGAUUGCCUGAGGCUGUGACCACUGGAAUCUACGAGUGCAAUUCCAGGUGCAAGUGUUCGGUAAAGACAUGUCUGAACCGAGUUGUACAACACCCCUUGAAUCUCAAACUUCAAGUCUUCAAAACAGCCCCUCGAGGCUGGGGUAUCAGGUGCCUGAACGAUAUUCCCCUAGGCUCGUUUAUCUGCAUCUAUGCAGGUCGUCUUCUCACCGAACAAGGUGCCAACGAAGGUGGUAAAAACUACGGAGACGAGUACUUGGCAGAACUCGACUACGUCGAGGUCGUCGAGGGCAUCAAAGAGGGCUACGAAAGUGACGUCCUCGAGCCCGAAAUAGAACCACCAGAGGAUGAGAACAACGAGAAGGAGAAAUCCGACAAGAAAUUGGAAGACAAGACGUAUGUGCCCACACCUGGAUCGAAUGAUUCCGAUGACGAUUAUAACGUCAGUAAGAAGCUGCAGAAAAAUUUGAAUAUUGAAGAGGAUGAGGAUUCUACGUCGUCUAUAAGGAGUCGGCUAAGAAAGCGAACCAAAGGAGGUGAAAAUCAGGGCUCUGACAAAGGAUCUGAGGACGGCAGCGUAUCGAAAGACGGACAGGAUAAGGCUGGCAGCGAUGACGAGGAGGCAAUACGCCAGCCACAAAAGUUCGAUCUAACGGUUGAUACAACGCAAAUCGGAAGGGAGAAAUUCAAAUCCGUCAGAGACUUUUUCGGCGAAGAUGAGGCGGUGUACAUUAUGGACGCCAAGACGACGGGAAAUAUCGGACGCUAUCUGAAUCACUCCUGUGACCCGAAUGUAUUCGUCCAGAACGUAUUUGUGGACACUCACGACGUUCGAUUUCCCUGGGUGGCAUUCUUUGCAUUGAGCUAUAUUAGAGCGGGACAAGAAUUAACUUGGAACUAUAGCUACGACGUUGGAAGUAUUCCCGGAAAGGUGAUCAUUUGCAAAUGUGGAGCAAGUAACUGCAGAGGCCGUUUGUUGUAAUGUUGGAAAUAUUUUUUAAAUGUAAUAGGCAUAUAUACGAUCAAGCGAUUGAAUUUAGUUAUUUUUUAAAUCGCCGACCAAAACUUGUUCGACUGUAAAUAUUUUUUUCAAAAUAAAACGAUAAGUGGAGAACGAUGGUGUUUACAAUUAAAA
Molecule: messenger RNA, 3684 nt
Organism: Nasonia vitripennis (jewel wasp)
Lineage: Eukaryota; Metazoa; Arthropoda; Insecta; Hymenoptera; Pteromalidae
Gene: egg
Product: histone-lysine N-methyltransferase SETDB1
Exons: 13
Coding region: 166-3531 (1121 amino acids)
Biological process (GO): heterochromatin organization; negative regulation of gene expression
Cellular component (GO): nucleus
Molecular function (GO): zinc ion binding; protein binding; DNA binding
Source: RefSeq, a predicted model, not a curated record